Zymoseptoria tritici IPO323 is the source of this 1792-nucleotide messenger RNA. RefSeq lists its product as uncharacterized. Bases 110 to 1792 code for a protein of 560 amino acids. Gene Ontology annotation, biological process: mRNA 5'-splice site recognition; RNA processing. The record is from RefSeq and is a predicted model, not a curated record. Gene Ontology annotation, molecular function: protein binding. Gene Ontology annotation, cellular component: U1 snRNP; commitment complex; U2-type prespliceosome. The transcript is spliced from 4 exons. Lineage: Eukaryota; Fungi; Ascomycota; Dothideomycetes; Mycosphaerellales; Mycosphaerellaceae.
ACCGCCGCCGCCGCCGCCAAUUGCGCAAACACUGAUCUGACAGUAUUUUCGUCCAGAUCUUUGCGAUCUUUCUCCAGCUCUGCGACAGCGCAGCGAGCCUACCACCGCCAUGGCGGACUUCAGCUACUCCGACGAUCUGGAGUUGCAAAGGCUGAACGACCAAGUGAACGCACAACCCGAAGAAUUCGAGAACUGGGAGAAACUCGUGCGCGCCGCCGAGUCACAAGAAGGAGGCCUGAACCGAAAUUCCUCCCCACAAGCCAUCGCAGCGACUCGAGAUACCUACGACCGAUUCCUCGCACGAUUCCCUCUCUUCUUUGGUUACUGGAAGAAAUAUGCAGACCUCGAGUUCUCGAUCGCCGGACCGGAGGCUGCGGAGAUGGUUUACGAACGCGGCGUCGCUAGCAUAGGCGUCUCUGUCGACAUUUGGGCCAACUACUGCGCUUUCAAGGUCGAGACCAGCCAUGACGCAGACGUGACCAGAGAACUAUUUGAACGCGCUGCAGACAGUGUUGGACUCGACUUUCUUGCUCAUCCAUUUUGGGACAAGUAUCUGGAGUUUGAGGAGCGUCUGGAGUCACACGACAGGAUCUUCGCGAUCCUUGGACGAAUCAUUCACAUCCCACUGCAUCAAUAUGCGCGCUACUUUGAGCGAUACCGCACCAUGUCGGAGCGUCGGCCCAUCACAGAUGUUGCACCAGCCGAGGUCAUUACUCGCAUCAACGAAGAGAUGGCCAGUGAGACGGAGCAGCGACCGAGGAAUCCCACCGAGACUGAGCGCGAACUCCGUGCCCGCGUCGACGCCUAUCUUCUGGACAUUUUCCACCGCACACAACACGAAACUUCAACUCGCUGGACAUUCGAGCAAGAAAUCAAGCGUCCAUACUACCACGUUACUGAACUCGACGAUGCGCAACUCGCCAACUGGAGGAAGUAUCUCGACUUUGAAGAAGCGGAGCCGAACAACUACACUCGCACCCGCUUCCUCUACGAGCGAUGUCUCGUGACUGCCGCCAACUACGAUGAUUUCUGGUUCCGCUACGCCCGCUGGACGAGAGGUCAGGCACAUCUGAAUGAACAAGUCCGCAAUGAAGAAGUCCGCAACAUCUACCAGCGCGCCAGCUGCGUCUUCGUCUUCACAGACUCACCAGAGAUCCGCCUUCAGUACGCGCGCUUCGAGGAGUCCCUCGGAAAAGCCGACGUCGCUGUCGCGAUCCACGAAGCUGUUCUCAUGAUCCUUCCCGCACAUCUCGAGACCAUCCUUUCACUCGUCAAUACUCACCGCAGACAGUACGGCGUCGACGUCGCGAUCGAAGUACUGAAUCAACAUGCCAUGAGCCAAGGCUACACCCCUUACGUCCGCGGCGCCCUCGUCGCAGAGCUUGCCCGACUCACGUGGAAAGCGAAAGGCGACGUCUCAGCAGCGAGGAAGAUCUUCGAAGAGAACGCACAAUACUUCCCGGACUGCCGAAAAUUCUGGUUCGAGUACCUUCUCUUCGAGCGCGAUCUACCCGUGCAAGUGGCGGAAGGAAAAAGCAAGGGCAAGAGCGCGGAGGAGGAGAGAUACACCCGACUCAAGAAAGUCUACGACGCGAUCCGCUCGACUGCGAGGUUAGACGAGGAUACGAUGCAGGAGUUGAGUGGCGUGUAUUUGGAGGACUUGGAGUUGAGAGGCGGAGAGAAGGCGAUGCAGGAGUGGGUGAGGUUGGACGGAGAGAUUUGGGGUCCGGUGAGCGUGCAGGGAGAGAGGAGCGUGGGGCAGGGGACUGAUGUGUCGAGUAAGGCGGUUUAG